Mercenaria mercenaria is the source of this 3344-nucleotide messenger RNA. RefSeq lists its product as uncharacterized. The coding region runs from base 201 to 902 and encodes 233 amino acids. NCBI's taxonomy places the organism in Eukaryota, Metazoa, Mollusca, Bivalvia, Venerida, Veneridae. Gene Ontology annotation, molecular function: protein binding. The transcript has 2 exons. The record is from RefSeq and is a predicted model, not a curated record.
AUGUUCUCUUGUAUAAAACUUAAACCACUAUCUGUAAAACGUUUAACAUUUGAUAUAAGCUGUACUUUCGGUUUCUUUACAUUCUAUGAAAUACGUUUUUUUUCCCCUUUUUUUUUAAUUUUCGGAAAAUAACUUAAAAUUUGUAUCGUCAAUAAAGCGUGUAAAUUAUUUGAUUAAGGAAUUUUGGUUUUAACACAGUAAUGACUGAGACGGGUUUGAAAUUUACAAAAGACGACGAAUCAAGUUUCGACGAAAAAGAGGAACUUUUAUCUAACUCCUUAAAGACUAAGACAAGUUUGCCUUUUAAGAACAGUGGGGAAUGUUCCGACGAAGUUGUAUUAAAUUUCGAUGAUGGCAAGAAACUUUAUGUAUCGGAAAACUUUCUUUGUUACGCAUCUCCUGUGUUUAAAGCCAUGUUUACACAUGACAGUAAAGAAAAGGAAACUAAGGAAGUCGCUAUGAAACAGAAAGUGUUUGAUGAUGUCCUGGAGUUUCUGCUGUGUUUACAUCCUGGCGUACAGAAACCAGUUGAUAACGACAAUGUUCUUCCUGUGGUGUCUUUGGCGGAAGAAUACCAAGUCAAUAUAUCGGUAAAACGAUGUCAGAAUGUUAUGAAGAAUUGGUUAACGUCUGAAGUGGAAUCAGCUGUUGAAGCAAACGAUAAUCUGAAAAGAGCAUCGAAUGCUAAUGUUUGUCUAGAAAUACUGACAAAAGCCGAAGCUUGUGGUUUUGAAGAGCUUGUCACGCAUGCCAUUGAAAUAAUCGCUAGAUUUGGGCAUGAAGUGUUCACCGGCAGGUUUAAGGCAACACAAGUUAGAAUUGCCUCUCCUCAACUAUUUGCUAGACCAGUAAUAAGCGCGAAAAGGCGCACUGAAAAAAGCAAACAGUGUGUCUGGAUAUGACAAACCUGCAUCUGUUAAUGAAAUUAAAGCCAUCAGUGUGAAUGGAAAGUCAAAUUUCGAAAUGUCUGGCAAUCGAUACAAAUCAUCAACUUUUCCUUCAGAUGUUGGUAAACAACCAAGUCCGAUAGAGAAAUGUAAGCAUUUAUAUGAAAGCCUCCUGGAAACGUUGAAAACUCGACUUCUUCUGCAAAGACUAAAGUUGUGUGACAAUGGUGAGAUGUAUUAAUCUUUAUCAAAUCAGAACCUGUUCGUCUUAAAACUUCUUAUCGGAAGCGUUGAUGGAUUUAGCUCAAUAUCAAAAGUUAUGUAGCGUUUACAUGUAUCAACCUCAUUCUAAUUACGUUAUUGACUAUUGAUUGUCAAUAAAAUAAAGAAGAGAAAGAACGGAGUCACGUCAAGUUUAUCAAUCUACCGCUGUCGCUUUAGGUACACACGAUGCCAAAAAAAUAUAAUGACAGGAUGGCGACUGAGCGUAAGCAAGACGAAGAUAGCGAAGACAUGAAACAACAAUGGCACAAAUGGUGGUUGAACGUUUCUACAUGUACAAUAUUACGAUGACGAAGAUGGAAUAUUUUUCGUUCUAUUGCCCUCGUCCAGUCUUAAUCACGUAAUUGUACUUUUACAAUCCUGCUGUUGUGCUGUCGUGUCAGUAUACUGACGUGACAUUGUACUGUCGUUCAUUUGGAAUACCUGAUACUAAUCAAUACAAAGCUUCUAUGUAAAGAAAGAAGAUCAUUUGUUGCGACAACAAAAGCUCAGUGACCUGAAAUAAUAUUACGUCUUCUUUAUCUAGUAGUCGUAGCAUUGCAUUAUCACAUGUAUGUCAUCGUGAUGCGUGGUAUCGGGUGUUCCUGGUACAAUGAGUAAAGUUUUACAACCCUAACGCCGUUGUAAUGACGCCUUCCGGUUGGUUUGACAUCCGUGGGCAAGUUAAAGUAAAUACAAAUAUAUUGGUAAAUAAUGUUGAAAGAUUGUGCGAAAAAGGGCAGGAAGAUGAUAAUAAAAUAAAGCAUUAUGGUCAUAGAGCUAUCGUUGUCACACCAUGUACACCAGAUGCUAUUGAAGUAUAACGUCACACUGGUAGUGUAGCGAUGAUAUUACAUCAAGUGACCAUGCUAUCGCUGUCUCAUCAGGUACAUGCGAUACCAUUGCAGUACGAUAUAACGAUAGUGAUGACACUGCAGCUCGAAAGUGGUGUCACAAUUGAAAGAAGGGCACGAUGAUGGUGAUGCGAAGUACCAUAGCGUCUUUGGUAUCACACUACCGUAGCAUCGCUCACCAUCGUAUCUGCGCUCUAAAUUCUCUCACCUUUGCUUCAUCGCAAUCAUGUCUUUGCUGAAUUAUUCUGUUAUCGUACUGUCGUGGCAAUAUGAUUUCUGUUAUCGCACGAUCAUUGGAAAAAUCUCAGAAAAGGAAAUAUUUAUUCUUGAAAUCAAAAUUCAGUAGUACAGUGUUCCGUUUUGGACAAUUUCAUUUUUCUUCUUAUAUAAAAAUAUACUCAAAUCCACGAUAAGAAAGUCAAAACCACGAUGCUAAAAACACGAAACUAGGAUGAUGCAAGUUAAAAUACAGUUUUUUGAAAGAAAUUAUGAGGGAAGAAAUACAAAACUACGGUGGUGAAAACACGGUUUAGAUUUGCGUUUUCGCCAUCGUAGUUUCGUAUUUUUACUCUCGUGAUUUCGACUUUUGACUUUCAUCAUAAUGGUUUCAAUUUUCAUCGACAUAAUUUCGACUUUCAGCACUGUGUUUCGAUUUUUGACUUUCGUCUUUUUAUAAACAUACUUUCUUCUUGUUUCAACAUCGUAGUUUCGAAUUUCAUCGCUUUCAUAUAAACUUCAUACAAGUUUUAUCCAUUAUCGGUAACCGUAUACACCUCAUAAAAUAAAGAAACGUGUUUGUAAACAUAGACGGUUACAAACUGAAUAGGAAGUAGAAUUACACCACCGAUCCAAUCUCAAAUACAAUGACAAAAUACAAUACAUAUCGCAUAUCCUGACCAACCUAUAAACCGUGCAAGUCUAUCUUUUAUAAACGAGGAGUACAUUGUAUAUGUUUGUAAAUUUGAGAUACGACACACACUGUGAGGUAACUGCAACGGCUAAUGAUUUUAUUGCGGACGUUAAAGCAGGUGAAGAACAACUGUCGUAACAUUUUCUCGUAAUUUCCCUUCUGUGCCUAAACCUUGACGACGGUUAAAUUACUACUAGAUAUAGUUCUGAAACUUUCAGCUGCAUUUGUAGGACGUUUUGUUAUAAUGCUGUCAAUAUAACAUUGAUUCCCAUCUUUCUGGAUAUGCAUGUUAAAAAUUGCAACAUCACAUGCUAAGGGAAUCAAACAAGCACAUGAUAUAUGAUUCAUUUCAAUGUUAUCUUGUGCAUAUAGCUCAAAAAUACUGUUGUAAGCUUUAAAAUUCAAAACAAAAAUACACUUCCUAAGCUCUUU